AUGGACGAAGAUAACACCAAGAAUCACCAGAGAAGCAUUUUCGAACAAGCUGCUGCAACGCAGUUCCUGUUAGAACGUUACAAAAGCUACAAGACACACGAAUUACUUAUGCCCCUGGGCCAAACAUUGGAAGCAUUGGAGACAUUGAAUAGCAUGAAUGUUCCGAAUAGCUUGGAUGUUCGGCUUAACUUGAAUGCUCUGAUAAGAAUGAGGGACGAAUUCAAUGUCAUCAUGAAUGUGUUAACCGAAAAGGCGAUCGCAGCUUUCGAUAAAAAAUACAGCUCCCUCCAAGCAGUCGCUAACUCGGCGUCAAUACAUUCACAGAAUAUCAAUCAGUCUCGGGGAUCCAAGAAAGCGCCGGGGCUACAGAUGUCUGGGAUCACAGAUCUGACUCUUGAUAGCAGUGAAGGCUGCGAAGACAUUGGCGUGAGAAAUGCCAGUGAAAAGUCCAGCAACUCGGUUGACUAUUCCAUACCUCAUGAUGUUGCACAAAGUACAACUAUCACCGCACUACCACAAAGCAUUCAGAGGCCUGGACAUUCAUCGAUCAAUCAAUAUAUAGGCGAGAAGCCUGUACUUGACGGAAAUGGCUCAACAGGCCCAGAGCUUGCCAUUCAGUAUGCUGAAACCCAAAUUCAAACCGCAAACUCAACUCUCAAGGCUCCAUUUGAUACUCGGCCUUUAUGUUCCGCACCUCAAGGGAUCUCACUUCAAACAAAAUCUGGCUCUGAGACGGUGUCUAGCUCCACGGCAGCUAGAAGGAGAGGCGAUCCCCACCGGUGCAAUGUUUGUUCCAAGACAUUCACAAGGGGGACCACGCUUCGUGAACACGAACGGAGUCAUACAAAUGAGAGACCUUAUCAAUGUAGCACCUGCAAAAAGGAUUUCUCGAGACACAAAGACUGUCGUCGCCAUGAGCUCUCGCAUGCGAAAGCUAAGAAAUUUCUAUGUGGUGGUUGGAAUCGAAAUGAAGUGUUCGGUACGGCUAGAGGUAUAGAACUUGGAUGUGGCAGGAGCUUCACAAGAAUGGAUGCGGCCAAAGCACAUUGGAAUUCACUGAGAGGCUCUGAAUGCUUGAGGCCAAUGUUUGGGAUAGCAAAAGAGAUUUCUGUAGAGCGGGAGCACUUUGAUGAUAACAAAUGUUCUUGCGGCCUUGAAUUUGAAAGUAUAGAUGAGCUGAAAAUACACCUUGAUGUUUCUUUCCAGUCAAGUUGUUUGAGACAUGACAUCAUGGAGCUGGCGGAAUCCAUUGAAAAGAAGGAUUAUAAAGACCGGUAA
This is a messenger RNA of Botrytis byssoidea, 1278 nucleotides long. RefSeq lists its product as uncharacterized. Gene Ontology annotation, biological process: regulation of DNA-templated transcription. The transcript has a single exon. The record is from RefSeq and is a predicted model, not a curated record. The coding region runs from base 1 to 1278 and encodes 425 amino acids. NCBI's taxonomy places the organism in Eukaryota, Fungi, Ascomycota, Leotiomycetes, Helotiales, Sclerotiniaceae. Gene Ontology annotation, molecular function: DNA-binding transcription factor activity, RNA polymerase II-specific; RNA polymerase II cis-regulatory region sequence-specific DNA binding.